Messenger RNA from Olea europaea var. sylvestris, 708 nucleotides. RefSeq lists its product as uncharacterized. The transcript is spliced from 2 exons. Lineage: Eukaryota; Viridiplantae; Streptophyta; Magnoliopsida; Lamiales; Oleaceae. Bases 192 to 632 code for a protein of 146 amino acids. The record is from RefSeq and is a predicted model, not a curated record.
UCAGCCCAACGCCCUGCGCCUUCUCUCUCCUCUCUAUCUCUUCUGUGUAUGAAAUUUACACAGUAAAACCCAGAUUUCUUUCAAAUUUCUUAUCUGUUUGUGAAAAGGAGGUUGUGUAGGGUUACCAUUGGGUGCAUUAAGGACUUUGCAAUUGUGGUGACGUGGAAUGUGCUAGGUGAUCCACGUGUUGCAUGAUGAAGAACUCACGCCGUGAAGUUUUUCCGUCAAAUAAACGCAAAGAGAGAGAUGACGUUCCUAACGUCGUGAAAAAACAUUCAACAUUCACGACUAAAACGUUAGCCAAGCCGAGCCUUCAUAGACCAGCAAAAAAGCCGGUCGAUCAGCCGGCUUCAAAUAAUAAGCUCCUGGCUGGGUAUUUAGCCCACGAGUUUUUGACUAAGAGUACCUUAUUUGGUCAGCCCUGGGAUCCAGCUCCAGUGGAAGCCGUUCCUCUGUCACUAAAUCAGAAGCCCUCUCCGAGCCGAAAAAUGGAAAAUGAGCCGCAAGCGAAAGCCGAGAAUGAGGAGGAGAAUUAUCUGAGAUACAUGGAAGUAUCGCAUUUGUUGAAAUCAGAUGGGGCCCAUGUACCAGGCGUGUUCAACCCGACCCAACUCACACGGUUCUUACAGUAGUCUUUACUUUAUGUUUUAGAAUAUUUUUAAAAAAAAAAUUCAGUUUCUGCAUGAUUUAAUUUAUUGGCUAAAAAAA